CUCUGGGUUUUCAAGAUUUUCAUUGCUAUAGGCUCUCGACCAGCUCAUUCAUUCAUUCUAUCUCUCGCAGAUCUGUAUUUGUUUUCGUGUGAGGUCGUACGUUUGCUACUAUUCCCUACUCUUAAUGUAGCCAUACCCAGCGGACAUGUAUAUCGUCUUGGCAUUUUCUCGGCAGACAGAAUGGUGCUUGCAACUACUCAAGUUUGUUUCUUUAUGCUUUUCUUGAUCAUAUCACUACAACUCAUAUUCGGGACAGACACAAAUGUUUUGAAUGUAGGCAAAGAAUUACAAAAGGAAACUAUUCCGUUACAAAAUGGUUCGCGUUUUUACAAACUCCAAGGACUUAAACCAAGUACAUGGUAUGAAGUCAAGAUAUCGUAUCCUGCUUCUAUACCUGCUAGUUUUUAUUUACAACUGAAGAAAGAAGAUGAUUUAAACGUAGUGAUGAAUCACCGGAGGAAAUUACUGAAUACUGAAAAGUUGAUUUUCAAGAACGAUGAUGCAGACUUGUCUAAUGAACUAAAGAAUGGAACAUAUGUCUUGUUGACGGUGGAGCCAGAAGGAGUGGUGGCGAUACCUAAUGGAAAGGAAAGGGAAAUGGUCAUUUAUAACAUAGUUUGUGAUGAACUGGUACUAGGUAUCCCGCACAAAGCCUGGUGGGUUGUGAUUCUGGCAGUUCUUUGCUUAGUUCUGGCAUUUGUGAUCCCUUCUUUUCUACCAUCCUUUCUUAUGAGUACUGAUCAAACACGAGGAUCAACUUCCAAGAAUUCUUGACUUGAGAUCCUGUUUGGUGUAGAGACGUUUUCUGAUCAAAGUUUUAAGAUUACUUGAUAUAGUUGGUUAGGAAGCAAAUCAUUAGGUCUUGUAAUGUCAUUUCUUUAGGCGAUGCUGAUGUGUCCAAGUGUUUGUUUUCAUACAACCAACGAAAUUUCAGUUUGUAUCUAAAUUUGGUAUUUAUGUAACGCUUCAUGCCGGCUCUGUAGGAGCCAAGUCAGUGAAAGUACUUCGAGAUCGAAGUAACUUCUAGCAA
This is a messenger RNA of Erigeron canadensis, 1030 nucleotides long. RefSeq lists its product as uncharacterized. Lineage: Eukaryota; Viridiplantae; Streptophyta; Magnoliopsida; Asterales; Asteraceae. Bases 181 to 774 code for a protein of 197 amino acids. The transcript is spliced from 7 exons. The record is from RefSeq and is a predicted model, not a curated record.